AUGUCGCAGACUGUGCGCAUCCGCACGGAGAUGCCUGGUCCUCUUCCCCGCUGCUUCACGUCAAAUAGUACUGCCACUGCUACUGCUGCAUCUCCCUUCCCGGGGUUUGUUCCGGGUGUGUCAUUUGAUGCAUCGGCUCCGUCCAGGCGCCAGGCACUUCAGCAGUUCCAUCGGUUUGAGAUGAUGACGGAGGUGGAGGAGCGUCUGCGCGCGGAAAGUGGCCUUGUGCUCUCCGACGAUGAAGGCGUUGGCUUGAGGGACCAGCACGUGAAGUUUAGCGACGCCGUUGUUGAUAGUAGUAGUGGUGGUGGUGGUGGUGAUAGAUUCACCGGGGAAUCCGCUGCGAGAGCCGCGCUUCAUGACGCUCGGGAAGAAUUAGCAGGACGGACUCUUCACGUGGAUCCGUACCGCGAAGAAGAUCUCUGGUUGGAGGCGGAGCGGGAAGCACGAUUAGAGGGGGACGAGGAAGAGGCAGCGCGGGGCGGCGGUGCCUUCUUCAAGCACCGGCACGUGCCCAUUGGAUCGAACGACGCACUCGAGGAGAACAACCAUUCUGCUCUAAUGGAUCAACUUGGAAACUUGCAGUUCCGAAUCACGCAGACUCGACUACGACAGCAGCGGCGAUGGCGUCACACUCAGAGUGAUGCUUCUGGUGAAGUGGUACUUAGUGAGGAGGAUGAGCCCGAGUUUGAUCCAGAUAGCUAUAUUGCACCCUUGUUGCGUCCUGAAGAGAUGAUGGGUGAUGAUGAUCUGUCGCUGCUGCUUCAACCGCCCACAGGCGGUGACGCGGACAUGAAUCAGCAAGAUGAUCUGCAUUCUAUCCUGCCAGACGGUGUGAGUGUACAGGAGGCGCUACGGCUACUCCAGUACAGCAUUCAGUCAGAUCGCCCCGACGUUGCCGCUUGUGUGCGGAAGUGCCAAGAGGACCUGCAGCAGCGCAACCACGUGACAACGCUUGCCAAUAUUCCCGUGAACAAAGAGACGAACCGCGGUAACAAGGCGGAGGUGCCACCACGGCGUGUGGAGCGGCCACAGCCACAGCCACCAUCCGCAGCCGAGCUGGCGGCACUGGUGGCGAAGUCGCUGCCACCUAUCCCAGAAGAGCUGCGCGACGAACUGACGGACCAGCGGCGCCUUCUUGAGCGGCUCGCAGCGGCUCAGGAGGAGAGUCACCGCCGACUCGCGCGUGAGCAGCAAGACGCGUCUUGGCGACGCCUUCUCGCCCCACGUGCGGACCCCACCGCGUUACCGCUCUCCUCCGCUACAUUGCACGGGUCGGAGCCGUACGAAGUUGCUGAGGCGCUGCAGAGGUUGCAGAAGGACUCCAAUCAGCCUCUGCCGCCUGUCAUUACCAUCACAACGAUGCGCCCACAGCCCCCUGCACCGCUGAGGCCGUCAGUGCCGCCUCCACACUACUUGCAGGACGAGUUAGAUCGGCUGCACCAACAGUAUAAACACAUCCUGCGCGAUGAGCGGCGUGCGUGGAUGAACAUCAUAGAAAAACAAAAGGAGACGUUGAAUCGGGAGAAGAAUGCUGCGGUAGAAACUCUACGCUACACAACAGCAGUUCAGCAAAGAGAAAAUGCGGAGGAGAUUAAACGCGUGAUUGUUGCCCAGGAGCACAAGCGGCAGCGCUGGCAGCAUGCUGCCGAAGUUAAACAGCAGCAAGCCUUCCAGCAGAUGCUCUACAAGGCCAUGCCGGCAGGAAGCACAGGAGUGGGGGCUCCCAUUGCGGCACCUGCUCGUCAGCACCCUUCGCCUACAGGGUCUCGACAUGACGUCCAUCCGAGUCCGAAAAAAAGACGGUGUUUUAAGCGUGCAGGCAAAAAUGAGAAUGAGAAGUCUGCUGAUGCGAAGAGAGAAGUGAGCAGCAAACCAAGGCGACCCACUCAGAAGGGUCCAUACCGUGUGGUACUGCCUAAAGAAGAAUGGGAGAGUACCCGGACAAAAUCUCGCGAUGGGUCUCUGGAACGAGUAGAUGAGGUGGUUGAGUUGUCUGACAAUGAAAUGGAGAAAUCACCACCGUUGCCAUUCGCCGAAACGGCGGGCGGUGCUCGCAUUUUCACCACGAGCCGGAAGAUUACGAAGGCGUCUUUGACACCAACGGGUAAGGGCAUUGGUGCCAUUCGACCGCCACGGCGCUCUCCGUACGCCGCUUCGGCGAAGCGUCCCGCAUCGGUUAGAACUACUUCCAAGCGUCCACACGCUCCCUCACCACAUCGGGGUGUGAAGCUCCAGCGCAGGACUUCCGAUACAGACCGAAUAGGCGCUGCAACGCCCUACGCCUUCGAUGUGAAAGGCAACCGAAUUACUGCUACCAGGAGGUUUGAAAGCACAGCAGAAAGCGUCCUGGCUGCAUCAUCGCUUCCAUCAGAGGAGAGUGUUGUCCCUCUCAUUACUGCCGAUGGAGCACAGGGACGGCACGAGGCCGAUGCUAUUUUACUGCGCAGCGUUGUGCUGCUCUCUGACCCACUUGCACCGGAGGAGGCGGCCAGGCGCCGGAGUCUGGAGAGUGCUUACGACGCAUCCCGCUUCGUCCCACCACCAGCAUCGCAGGAUGGAGAUGGACUGCAAAGGCCGUGUGACAUGUACUACUUUGGCGAGGAGCGCAGCGCGAUGACACCACACCGACGUGCCAAGCUUCUCGCGGCAGAGGCGCAGACUCGCAUAGAGGCCCGGCGCCGUUUGGAGCGCAUCAAGGCAAACUCGCUUUCCCCGAAGAAUCAACGACUCGGAGAGGCUGCUGAAGAGCAGCAGUAUGAUGGAGAGGAGACGGAACGACGAUUAGCAGAUCUGCUCGCCAACGAGACAAUUCACUGCAUCAUAGGAGAAGCAGCAGAGGAAACCCUAUUCGUUGAUUUAAUGCGGGAGCUAGAAAGUGAACUGGUUCGGGCCGAGCUUCACCGCAUUGCAUCAAGUGAUUUUAUGCGGAGAGGUGGAAACGAAGAGCAUGAGGAACAUCAGACGGGUGUGCAGGAGGUAAUGCAGUUCGAACGGGUAACGUCGAGGACCGGAACUCGAGGCGGAUCUGUUAGUGAAGAGAUGACAUUGGAGGAAACAAUCCUGAGACACCUUGAAGAGAGUAUGCUGCAUGCCCUGCAGGACUCCUUGGUGGAGAACGUGAAGGAAACCGCAGAAGAAGCAGUUAAGGUGCGCAGUGAAGAUACAACGCACAGGGUGACCGAGGUAGACGCAAGGGUGGAGGAAAACCCGCCAUGGGUGCGGGAAGUCGUCAGUGCUACCACGGAUCCACUCUGGCGCCAAUCAGAGGAGGUGAAGGCACCUCCAGAGCAGCCACUAUUGCUCCUGCCACCCCCUUCAACAACAACAACAUUAGUAACACCAGCAACAGGUGGAAGUCCUCCACCAACACUAGAACAGCCGAAGUCUGGCAUUCUGGUAGCCGUGGAAGGAGCUGGCAGCGGCAGCCGAAUUCUGCCUGGUGUUUGUGACACGAUCAGGAUUGUUUUGGAUGUCGCCCCAGUGGUAGAGCAUAUUGCCGCUACGCUACCCUCACAACCGCCAGUGACACAACCAACACGCGGUGCUUCCAUUGCUAGCGAGGACCGACGAUUGCUCUACGCGGCAGAGGAGGAUUUGCGUUUCUGCGAGGUUGUGGAUGCCCCGAGCAUCCAGGGUGGUAGUGCAGCAGUGGGUGAAACGGUUAGUACCGUCACACGGCACAUAAUACCUUCAUCUGGAGCCCCUGUUGCCUCGGCGGGCCUGCCGGUUGGCGCUUUUCCACCAGCGGUAGCCGCGCCAAACCCAGUUAUGCCGGCUGUUGUUGUUCCGCUUGCAACAGCUCCUGUCGUCGAACCGCAACAGCACCUUGAGGAGGAAUGGCGAAUGCUGCGGAGUCGAUGCCAGGAUGAUGAGACAUUGCGGCGUGAGACACUGGAAGAACAAGAAGAGACACUACGUGCUUCUUGGCACAUGAUGUGGGACUGGCAGAGGUCAAAUGUUGCAUUCCUGCAACAUCAGCAAAAACAAAAUCAGCUGCAGCAACAACAAGUGUGCCAGCCUUCUCUCCCGACGGAGACUCAGUUUCCCAAUGCAGUGCCACACGCCAAUGUCUCAGAGGAGGUGGCCCAACAUGAUGGUAACAUUCUUCCACCGGCGCCAUCCUCGAUGGGCAUACGUGAUCCUAUCACGAAGUUUAUUUUUGAGUGGAUGCACGACUACGAUGAGACCGAGGGGGAGGAUUUGGGACCAAAGGGCUUUGUGGGGCGGCUUCACGAGGCGAGCCACAUGGCAGCGUGGAAAGCGAGGGAAGCCGACGAGGCAGCAGCAGCAGGAGAAAGAACAACUACAGCAACGACAGAAGUAGACGAGAUGAAUGUGCGCCGCCGGCUGUUGAUGGACAUUGAUAACACGGAGUUUUCCUCUUGGCUUUCCUCCACGCAUCCGAGCAGCGCCGGUGAGGAUGGCAUCCCGAAAUUCGUGACUCGAGCCUCUCACACCGUUCCUCAGGUGCGACGCACGUACCGCCACAGCGAUGAGAAUCCCUCCUCUGCCACGACUGAAACAACUCGCUACACGUCAUCGCCACCCUGGCUUACUCAGGUGGCGCGGAGCCGCGGACUCUCUCCACCUGUGGCGUGCUCCACUCCGAUGGUGCGUACCACAACAAGUACAACAGUGACAACAUCAAGUACCAGCCGCACAUGGCCCACGACUAGCUCCUCGGAGAAGUUGCACCUUAGCGAGGUGUUACAGCGCCGCCUCCAUUCGCUUCAGCAGUCAGUGCAACAGGAGCCGCCACAGUGGACUCUGGAGGAACUGCGGGCUCGUGUAGAGACUCUGCAGGCUGAUGAGCAGCGCGCUUCCGAGGAGGACGCCCGUCGCUGGGGGUUCGCUGCUGAGCAGCUGCAGCACACAGGGCCUCCCGUUCAGUCGGCACCGUUGCCGCAGCAUCCACAGUGGUGGUAG
This is a messenger RNA of Trypanosoma grayi, 4929 nucleotides long. RefSeq lists its product as hypothetical. The coding region runs from base 1 to 4929 and encodes 1642 amino acids. The record is from RefSeq and is a predicted model, not a curated record. The transcript has a single exon. NCBI's taxonomy places the organism in Eukaryota, Euglenozoa, Kinetoplastea, Trypanosomatida, Trypanosomatidae.